This is a messenger RNA of Anguilla rostrata (American eel), 2559 nucleotides long. RefSeq names its product transmembrane serine protease 4a (gene tmprss4a). Gene Ontology annotation, molecular function: serine-type endopeptidase activity; protein binding. Lineage: Eukaryota; Metazoa; Chordata; Actinopteri; Anguilliformes; Anguillidae. The record is from RefSeq and is a predicted model, not a curated record. The coding region runs from base 544 to 1926 and encodes 460 amino acids. The transcript is spliced from 13 exons. Gene Ontology annotation, biological process: proteolysis. Gene Ontology annotation, cellular component: membrane.
UCCGAGUAGCCCGGGGGGGGCCAGCAAAGCUUUCGGGAAGGCAGGCACAGGUGCAGGCAGAGGUGCCGUCACAGCGAGAGGUGUCCUGUUUCAGAGUAGCUUUUUUUUCUUGUUUGGCGAGGGGGCGGGACACCCCCCGGGGCAUCCGUGCUGAUCGGGGCUCCCGCGCGACAGGAUGUUCUCUGCUCUUCCGCGAGCGAGGAGACGCUGGCAGGACUGCUGCCACGGAAACACAUUUGGUGGCGAGAAGCAAGGGACAGGCAGAACAAAAGGGAGAGCGAGAGAGAGAGGGAGGACAGAAAGGUGGUGACACAGACCGGCUCAGGGUGACGUUUGCUUUUUGCCUGGUCUGAAUCUUGGCGGCGAGGAGUUCGCAGGACCGUUCUGAAAUAAAAGGAUUGUUUCGGGGAAUUCCGAGGGGUUCUGUUCAUUUUGGGCAGUGGCCCGCUUGUGUUCAUUUGAGCCCAGCGAGCUUUCUCUCUCCGCAUACCUCCGUCCUGUCCAGGCACGUUUUGGCAAAGCCAGCUGUGGGACAGAGGCACGAUGAGGACGGAUACUCAGAUUGCUGCGGAGAGCACCAGACCUCUUCGCCCAGGUGCAACACAAGUUCCGGUUCAGCCCGGCAAACGCAGAAGACCAAUGGCGGCUCCGAAGACGGCGACGGAGAAGGCCGCCAAGCGGAAGAGGAUUUUGAUCACGGUGCUGGCGGUGCUGGUCGUACUGGCUAUAUUGGUGGUGGCCGGUUACUUUGUCAAGAAACUCAUUGACAGCAAGUACUUCUUCUGCGUGAGGUCGUUCAAGUUCAUCCCACUGGACAAGGCGUGUGACGGGAAGGCGGACUGUUCCGGGGGAGAGGAUGAGAGCACUUGCGUUUCCAGCCUGACCGCCAAUACCACCUUCCCAGUGCGUCUGGUGUCCAGCAGUCAGGUUCUGCAGGUGUACAGGCCCGGGUCGGGCUGGCGGACGGUGUGCGCGGAGGAUUGGAGUCCCCAGCACACAGAGACCACCUGCCGACAGCUGGGCUAUUCAGUAAACCCUGGAAUGUCCAAAGUUGAAGUCGGCACCUUGCCCACCGAUUUCAGGGCGUCGUUCUGCGGGGUCAGGUCUGACCCGGGCGCGGCCUCCACCAUUGAGCAGGCCGUCUUUGACCGCCAGUCAUGCUCUUCAGGCGCCGCGGUCUCCCUCACCUGCUCAAACUGCGGGGACCAGGCGGCCGAGGACCGGAUCGUGGGCGGGACGGGGACCACCAUCGAGGAGUGGCCGUGGCAGGUCAGCCUGCAGCAGAACGGCCAGCACACCUGCGGGGGGUCCCUGGUGACCCCGCGCUGGGUCGUCACGGCAGCGCACUGCUUCUCCGGAAGUAAGAAGGAGGUGAGCCGGUGGCAGGUGAUGACAGGGCGCACAAAUAUGGGGUCCUUAGGGGGCUCGUCAGUGGACAAAAUCAUCCUGAACGGGGAGUAUUCUGCCCAGCGCAACGACUAUGACAUCGCCAUGAUGCGGCUCAGCAAGCCUAUCACCGUUGGACAUACGCAACGGCCCGUGUGUCUGCCCCCCUACGGCAUAAAUUUGAAGGGGGGGACACCCCUGGUGGUGACGGGAUGGGGCUACACGGAGGAGAGAGGUAGUGUGUCCUCGGUGCUGCAGAAGGCCUCAGUGGCCCUGAUAGACAGAUCCGUGUGCUCCAGUCGCGAGGUCUACGGCCCGGCCAUCACUCCCAGAAUGCUGUGCGCUGGGUUCCUCGACGGCAAAGUGGACGCCUGCCAGGGGGACAGCGGGGGACCUCUGGUGUACCUGUCUGAUAAGUGGCAGUUGGUGGGCGUGGUGAGCUGGGGAGUGGGCUGUGCCCGUAAGGACAGGCCUGGGGUCUACACCAACGUCGACGAGAUGCUCAACUGGGUCUACACGGUCAUGGAGAAAAACCGAUGAGUGCUUCCAGGACCAAAGAAGGGAGGGGCCGGAGUGGGCCUUAUGCACUGAGGAGACUUCCUAUUACUUAUUUGCCAAAGAUGUUAACAUUUCUCACACAUGCAAGGAAUGGCAGGAACAUUGCACGCACGCACACACACACACACACACACACACACACUCACAUGCACACACACGCACCCACCCACUUACCCAUGCACGGAUAAACACACACACACACACAGAUAAUACCCACCGUUCAGGAUCACACUCUAGCCUCCAUUUCAUAUUUCAGGUUCUUUCUGUGAAUGAUCCUCCACGAGAGCUGUACAGAUGCUACAUUAGUAACUACAUGCCACCUUCAUUAGCAUUGAAUAGAUGCUAAUGAAUAUAGUAAUCUACGUUUGAAUCCAGUUCUGUGGUUGAUAUAAAUGCUUUUGUCGAUAACCUGCAUAUAUGCCUGUGGUGUGUAAUUUGGGUUAUCGUGGAAAUGUCGCUUGCUGCAUCAGUGGUGACAUAACACACCAUAUGCCUAUUUGCAGGUACUGACAUAAUGCAUAAUGAAAUGGUUCAGAAUGUAGUGCUUACACAUAUGAAGCUGGUAUGUACAGCUUGAGGAGUAGUUAUACAGCUCCUAUGGAUGAUCAUUAAUAU